GCUUUCGUCAUUCCCACCUCGCUCGUGCUCACCUUCUUUGCUCCGCCCCGCACCUCGCGUCUGCUCACUGGCCAUGCCUUUUUCUUUCGCUACCAGCAUCGAAACUACAGUACAGUAGUUGUGACCUGAACGACUUGCCCAGCCUGCUGAGGCUUCAUCUGCCUCCAUUUAUGGGAUUCACCAUUCUUGCAGUAGCGUCGUCCCUAACUCACUUGCCACCGCCUAGUUCCAUUUAGGGUUUGCGCGACCUUGUUGGAUGGACUGCAGAGUUAGACUUCUAGGUUAGAGCAUCGGCUGGCGGGACAUUAUGACGAGGCGGGAACCUCGUCCUAGAUGGCACUGGUUGAUAAGUUUCGUAGUGUUACUAUCGUAUCCAUCUAGAGAGCUCGCGUCUCGACCAAUCCGAGAGAAACUUUUAGAUUCCGAGCUUCCGCUUUGGGAAGAUGAGUGGAGUUUACGACCGCUCGUGUCGGAAAUCGUGGAGACAACGGACUUGUCGAAUCUCAAGAUAUUCCCCUCGAAUAUCUCGGGAACAUACAAAGGCACGUGGGAGGUGGCGAGGAACUCGUCGUCGUCGCGAUUCCCGGACCUUCAGAAGAACUCUGGAAACAUCAUCUUCCAACUCAAGACCAGCAGCACGGCGCGCCCCGAGGUCCACUACGUUCAUGGCGAGGUGGUGUUGCGGGACGGCAUGUACAUUAGCGACGGCGACGUGCACAUGAAGUUGGAAGGGGUCUACCUCCGCCCUUUCGGCCACCUUAGAAUGGUCCUUAGCAGUUCGGCUGGAGCUGAGCCCACAGAAGUGGACGAAGAGAGCACCGCCAACGGUUACCAGCUGGAGCUGCGCGACUCCAGUAAACGAGCACCAGGAUCGCCGGAUCACACAGCGGUUGUGGAAAUGGCAAAGAACUGCAAGAUACGGAUGAUCACGCACGUCUCCCCCGCCGUGUGGGAGUGGCGAAACGGCGUGCAGGAGCACGUGCCCAGUCAGAUGCAGGGCUUCGUGGAGAGCGUGCGAGAGGACAGCAGCGCAGACCGCGCCUCUCGCCACCCCUUCGUCAGACCAACCGUUGCCGCCUCCUCAGCAGCAGCAGCCGCAGCAGCAGCAGCAGCUGCAGCUGGUGGUAACGCCGCGUCCGCGGCGGUAGCCGCGGCAGGGGCGUCAGGGAUAGGCGCGGGGCUAGGGCUAGGGGGAGGGGUAGGGGUAGGGGAAGGGCUGAGCUCAGGGGUGGGGGGGUCGGAGCUACUGGCAGAAAGCAGGGGGGCGGCGGGGGGAAUGGGGGAGAUGGGGGGAGUGGGGGAAUCGUGGGAGGCGGACGCGGCUCUGGUGGCAGCAGAGGAUCCGGUGGGGGGGAGGGCGCUGGGCGGAAGGGGGGAGGGGGAGGCGGGGGAAGGGGAGGAUGAGAGCGACGCGCCAUGCUUUGCUACCCUGAGGAUCAACGCGACUGCGGUUGACCUGGAGGCGUACUACAAUAAGGCCGUGAACUACACUCUCAUGGUCACCUUCGUCUCCUUCCUGCAGGUGCUCUUCAUCAUCCGCCAGAUGGAGCACAGCAACACACAAUCGGGAGCAGCCAAGGUGUCGAUGCUGAUGGUGGGCCAGCAGGCCAUCAUGGACGCCUAUCUCUGCCUGCUGCACCUCACAGCCGGCAUCGUCGUGGGAGCGGAGUCCCUAUUCAAUGCAUUCGCCACAGCGGCGUUCUUCAAGUUUGUCAUCUUCUCCAUCUUCGAGAUGCGCUACCUGCUCGCCAUCUGGAAGGCGCGUCGCCCCGCGCAGUCGUCCGAGAGCUGGGAUCUCAUGCGGCGGGAGCUCUCCAUCCUCUACUCGCGAUUCUACGGCUUUCUCCUGGGGGGCAUCCUCUUGAUCUACCGCUUCAGCACGGCGCUGCGCUACCUGCUGCUUCUCUUCUACUCCUUCUGGAUCCCCCAGAUAGUCACAUCUGUUAUAAGGGACUCCCGCAAGCCGCUCCACGUGCACUACAUCCUCGGCAUGUCUGCAACGCGCCUCGCCAUCCCACUCUACAUUUUCGGCUGCCCGAAAAACUUUAUGCGGGUGGAGCCGAGUCCGGCGUGGUGUGCGGCGCUGAUUGCGUUCAUGGGGGCGCAGGUGGCGGCGCUGCUGCUGCAGCACUACUUGGGGCCGCGCUGGUUCAUCCCCAAACAGUUCCUACCCGAGAAGUACUCCUACUUCCGCCGCGUGUCGUGCCUGAUGCGGCAGAGCAGCGACGCCGAUGACAGCGGCCCUGCGGACUGCGUCAUCUGCAUGACGCCUGUGCCCAUCACCUCCCACUCCAUGGACCGCAUGGUGACCCCGUGUGACCACAUGUUCCACACGGCAUGCCUCCAGCGCUGGAUGGACAUCAAGAUGGAAUGCCCCACCUGCCGCCGCUGCCUGCCGCCCGUCUGACACCCCCCUCCCACCCACCAUCACCCUCUCUCCACAACCUCCACCAUCUUGACCCCUCUGUCACUGUCACCGUCUCCCCUCCCCACCACCACUGCCUCCCCCCCGUCUGACAAUCCCCGACAAUCCCCUCGCCAUUACCUUCUAUAUCACCCUCCCUCCCACCAUCUUCUUCCCAUGUCCCUCCGUCACCACCCGUUGGGGACCUAAGAAGGCUGUGAUCCACCUUGGUGGAUCCCACACUAGCCACAAGCAAUGGGCGCUGCCUACACGCUGUGAUUUGGCCUCAAAAGAGGCACUGUAGCAUCUUGUUGGGGAAUAUGGGGAACACUAAGGCAGCAUCAGCGUGGUGUUGAUGCGAUUACGAUAAGUGCUGAAAAGGGGAGGUUUUUUAAUUAGAAAAUGUGCAGUGGGUCUUACGUGGCCUGGUAUGAAAUUCCGGCUGAAAAAGAAAUGGUGUAGUCCGGCCUGUCACUAGGUUCUACGGCCAGGGAUGCCGAAUAGGAACCGUUGCAAGCAUUUUCAACAUUUACCAGCGUUA
This is a messenger RNA of Closterium sp. NIES-67, 2945 nucleotides long. Lineage: Eukaryota; Viridiplantae; Streptophyta; Zygnematophyceae; Desmidiales; Closteriaceae. The record is from the annotation of a GenBank genome assembly.